UUCUUUUCUCUCUACCUUCCUCUCAUAUCCUAAUUUCCAUCAAACAAAGCAAAGCAUAAUUAUCCUCCUUCUUACAUUAUUUUCCCUCUUUUUUCGUCUACUUCAUAUCCCUUCCCAGUUAAUUCAUCAAUCCAAUAAAACAAGAAUUAAAUCACGUAUGUUCAUUUUCAUUCAGUAUUUGCAUGCAUGCAAGCCUCAUUAACAAACGACAUUGGAACAUGGUAUAUAUGAUCUCUGUGCCUUGGUAAUUAAAGCCAGGUAAUGCGUGUUUUGACACAUGAAAGAGUCCUCUAUUAGGAUUUGCACAUAAGAGAGGAAGUGAAAGGUUGUUGUUGUAACCUCAAGGGAGGUUCAUAUAUAGGAAAACAAAAAUGGGAGAUAAAAGCAAUAAAACGGAUGAGUAUAUAGUAUGCUAUGCACCUACCAUGAUAACAACAAAUGGGGUGUGGCAAGGAGACAACCCUUUGGAUUAUUCUCUACCUCUUUUCAUCUUGCAAAUGACUUUAGUUGUGGUUGCCACCCGCAUAUUCGUCUUCAUUCUCAAGCCUUUUCGCCAGCCACGCGUUAUUGCUGAAGUCUUGGGUGGAGUAAUGUUGGGUCCAUCGGUGCUAGGUCAAAGCGAAGCAUUUGCCAAUGCAGUGUUUCCUCUAAGAAGUGUGAUGAUUAUUGAAACAAUGGCAAACAUUGGUCUUCUCUAUUUUCUCUUCUUGGUGGGGGUGGAGAUGGACAUAACAGUGAUGCGCACUAUGGGUAGAAAAGCUGUGGCUUCAGCAAUUGCUGGCAUGGUUUUGCCUUUCAUCAUUGGAGUAGCCUUCUCCUUCCUUUUGACCAGAGAAUCUGACUCCAACAUCAACCAAGGCACUUUCAUCCUAUUCCUUGGUGUUGCUCUUUCUGUCACUGCAUUUCCUGUUCUUGCUAGGAUCCUUGCAGAGCUUAAACUUGUCAACACUGAGUUGGGGAAGCUUGCUCUUUCAGCUGCACUCAUCAAUGAUGUGUGUGCUUGGAUUCUCUUGGCUUUGGCUAUUGCUAUGGCUGAGACUGAAACCACUUCAUUGGCUUCUCUUUGGGUUCUAUUGUCUAGUGCAGCGUUUGUGGCCUUUUGUGCUUAUGUUGUUAGGCCAACAGCUAUGUGGAUAGUUAAGAAAACCCCUGAGGGAGAAUCCUUCAGUGAGUUUUACAUAUCUCUUAUUCUUGCUGGGGUCAUGAUCUCAGGCUUCAUAACUGAUGCCCUUGGAACUCAUUCUGUUUUUGGAGCAUUUGUGUUUGGUUUGUCAAUCCCAAAUGGGCCUCUCAGUUUUACCCUUGUGGAGAAGCUUGAGGACUUUGUUUCAGGCCUUCUGCUGCCUCUCUUUUUUGCCAUCAGUGGGCUGAAAACUAACCUAGGGCUCAUCCAAGGGACAUACACCUGGGCAGUUCUUCUUCUGGUCAUUUUUCUGGCUUGCAUUGGUAAAAUUGUUGGAACCAUAUUGGUUGCACUGUUCUAUCAAAUGCCAAUGCAUGAAGGAGCAGCUCUGGGUUUACUCAUGAACACAAAAGGCCUUGUUGAAAUGGUUGUUCUGAAUGUUGGGAAGGACCAGAAGGUUUUUGACGAAGAAUCAUUUGCAGUCAUGGUGGUUAUAACCGUGAUAAUGACUGGAAUCAUCGUACCUGCCAUAUCAAUCAUUUACAAGCCAUCAAGGAAUUCCGUAUACUACAAAAGAAGAACCAUUGAGAUAUCAAAAUCAGAUGCUGAGUUCAGAGUCCUAAUUUGUGUCCACACCCCUCGCAACGUGCCAACAAUGAUCAACCUCCUUGAAGCCUCAAACCCCACAAAGAACUCCCCAAUAUGUGUCUACGUUCUCCACUUGGUGGAACUCAGUGGCCGUACAUCAGCCAUGCUCAUAGUCCACAACACUACAAAAUCAGACCUUCCUGCACUCAACAGAACCGAGGCUCAAUCAGACCACAUAAUCAAAGCCUUCGAAAACUACGAGCAACACGCUUCAUUCAUCUCAGUGCAGCCCUUAACAGCAAUCUCCCCUUACUCCACCAUGCAUGAAGACAUAUGCAACUUGGCAGCAGAUAAACGUGUGUCCCUCAUAAUAGUUCCUUUCCACAAGCAACAAACGGUGGAUGGUGGCAUGGAAGCCACAAACAUGGCUUAUAGAGCCAUCAACCAGAAUGUGCUUGCAAACGCACCUUGCUCAGUGGGGAUUCUUGUUGAUAGAAGCUUGAGUGGCUCAAACCGUUUGGCUGCAAACCAAAUCUCUCACCAUCUUGCUGUGUUGUUCUUUGGAGGACCAGAUGAUAGAGAGGCUUUGUGCUAUGGUUGGAGAAUGGUGGAACAUCCAGGGAUAAGCCUCACCAUAAUGAGGUUUAUCCCAGGUGAUCAAGCAUCUGAGCCAGUGAAGCAACAUAAUGACACAGACCCUAACCCUGAUGAACCUAGGGUUUUGACAGUGCAAACAGAUAAGGAUAUUCAAAAGAACCUUGAUGAGAAGCUCCUACAUGAGUUUAGAAUGACGUGUGGUGAUGAUGCUUCCGUUGAGUAUGUUGAGAAGAUGGUGAACAAUGGGGAGGACACAGUGGCAGCAAUAAGGGCAAUGGAUGACAUUCAUGACCUUUUCAUUGUUGGAAGAGGCCAAGGGAUGAUUUCACCACUCACUGCAGGAAUCACUGAUUGGAGUGAGUGCCCUGAGAUUGGUGCAAUUGGGGACCUGCUUGCAUCUUCAGACUUUGCAGCCACUGCUUCAGUGUUGGUGGUGCAGCAAUAUGUUGGGGAAGGUUCACAUUAUGAUGGGUUGGAAACACCACAUGGUGAUGAUUAUAUGGCUGGUCUUCAAUCUACACCACCACCACCACAUUAAGCGUUCAGUUCAAAACACUAGAGAGUUUUGAUUCUGCAACCUUCCCGUUGUGUCAUAACAAAAUGCAGAAGAUAUUUUUUUUCUUUCUUUUGUUUAUCUGUGUAUCAUUGGAUCUUGUAUUAUGUCUUUUGGUGUAGUUGUUUUUUUGUUUAUAUGUAGCUUCUUCAACUCCUACAACAAAUGUACAUACAGUUGCAUAAAAUUAUGUUAGCACAUUUUUUUUUGUUGAUAUUGGAUAAGUCUGUUAAAAUUGAGAGUUUUGUUUGAUAUUUUGGAAGUCAAAUAUGUUAAAUAUGUUAUUUUAUGUUUUCAGGUGAGUAAUCAAUUUAGUUAACCUGUUAGUAGGUGAAAUUGAGUGAUAUAUAACUCAUGUU
Messenger RNA from Cajanus cajan (pigeon pea), 3220 nucleotides. Its product is annotated as cation/H(+) antiporter 15. Gene Ontology annotation, molecular function: antiporter activity. The record is from RefSeq and is a predicted model, not a curated record. Lineage: Eukaryota; Viridiplantae; Streptophyta; Magnoliopsida; Fabales; Fabaceae. Gene Ontology annotation, biological process: proton transmembrane transport; regulation of pH. Gene Ontology annotation, cellular component: membrane; endomembrane system.